CCACGAUGGCACGAAUCAGGAAAUCACGGGGAAAUCAGCUCGUGGAGAAGUAUCUCACCACUAUUAACAACCAACCUGUCGUGAAUUUAUCGCGUCUCUCCCUAUUCUCUGCCCUUUUCGCUGCGACUUACACCCAAGUACCCAGCCAUGGACACGACCACCCCCACGAGGUACGCGCCCGACACGACGCUCCGCAUCCGCGAGCACCUCCCACCAGAACCGUUUCGAGCAAACAGCGACUACAAACCAAGCCCGCGUCCAGACGCCGAUUGGAGCUGCUGGGAUCCCGAUGCUUAUGAGAUCACCAACCUCACCGAGUUUGCGCUGGCCAACCCGCCCGUCGAGACCGAGUCGCCAGGCAAAACGGAGCGCACACUCACCAUCACGGGCACAAAGACGCGCCGACAAUCCAGAGGCUGUGCCCCUGAACGGGGUGGCGCCCACGUCGUGACCUGCUUCCUCGACGGCGACUCCUCGGUCGAGUACAUCGCCAAGAUCUACGACGGCGUCGACUACCCCACCGACAUGGAAACCUGGGACUGCAUGAGCCGGGCGGACGAGGACUACGCCGUGGAGGCCUGGGCGUACCGAGGCAUGCAAUCCGUCAUCGGCGGAACGGUGGUGCCGGCCUACUUUGGGUCUUGGACUUUCCCGCUCGACACCAACCACAACAACCGACAGCGAUGGGUCCGCAUGAUCCUACUCGAGCUCAUCCAGGGCGAGUGCCUCGCGGACAUUAUGAAGCGGGCCGAAACCGGGGCCGCGCCACCAGCCGCCCCGGUGGACUAUUCGCUGCUGCCCCCCGACGACUUCCGCCUGCGCGUCCUGCGCAGCGUCAUCGACAGCAAGCUGGCCGUCUGGUGGGAGGGCCUGCUGGACCACAACGACCUCGAGCCGCGGAACAUCAUGGUCAGGCCCGACGGCAGCGUGGCCAUCAUCGACUUCAACCACGUCACCCUGUACGAGUUCACCAUCUACGGGCGCGAGCACCCGAGGCAACUUCUCGACCCGGCCGCGCUGCCGGAAUCACCCAUCCAGAAAUACUGGCCAGUCCCGUUUGGUUCCGUGGCCCGCGGAUACGAAAAGUCCCGCGUUUGGGGCCGUUGGGUCCCUGAGAGUUGGCUCGGGGAUCUGGACCUGGCGACCGAGUGGUUGGUCGAGACGUGGCGGGGGUCGGCCAAGUACGCUCCCCUCGAGCAGGGGUGGCUGGAUUGGACUUUUCACGAUAGGAAUAGUGUACGGAGUAAAGGCUGUCGCUUUGCUGGAAAGCCUCGGGCGCAAGCCGGCUGAUCAACUUCAGUCUUCGACUUUAGAUACCUAAUGAGGCUGGUGUGUAUGUACCUGAUCUACGCGGGUUGAAUGCACUGGGUACUACCUAUGACGGAGAACAUAGGGCACGAUCUAAAGCGAGACAUUCCAUAACCAUUCAACAGUUGUGCAGUGUGA
Messenger RNA from Chaetomium fimeti, 1446 nucleotides. RefSeq lists its product as uncharacterized. NCBI's taxonomy places the organism in Eukaryota, Fungi, Ascomycota, Sordariomycetes, Sordariales, Chaetomiaceae. The transcript has a single exon. Bases 148 to 1290 code for a protein of 380 amino acids. The record is from RefSeq and is a predicted model, not a curated record.